Leptidea sinapis is the source of this 842-nucleotide messenger RNA. RefSeq lists its product as uncharacterized. The record is from RefSeq and is a predicted model, not a curated record. The transcript is spliced from 2 exons. Lineage: Eukaryota; Metazoa; Arthropoda; Insecta; Lepidoptera; Pieridae. The coding region runs from base 61 to 816 and encodes 251 amino acids.
GCGCGCUGUGAUACCCGUUAUCUGUGUCGAUUUCUGUGCCACAAAGCGUUCAACAACAAGAUGUCGGAUACAGAGAAAUAUACAACAUUAAAGUUUAUUGAAGAUUACAAAAGCUUUCCACAGCUUUGGGAUCAAAAGAAUAAACUUUACACAAUUAAAGCAACGAGGCACGAAUGUUUGCAGGCUCUGGCUAGUACAUAUAAUAUGGAUAUCGAUGGAGUUAAAAAAAAGAUUAAAAGUCUUCGCUCAUAUUUUUCCAAAGAGCAUCAAAAAGUUAUCAAGAAAAAAAGCGGCGCUGGAUCCGAUGAGAUAUAUGUUUCACCCUGGUUUGCUUAUAAACAUCUCUUAUUCACUGCUGACUCAGUGGCGCCAAGGGAAUCUAGCUUUGAGGAUGAAAAGGAAGCGCAAACAGAAAUAUUCAAUAGAGAAAGCUCAGCGACUUCGCAGUCUCCGUGUGUGUCUGAAGAUGAGCAUGGAUAUAUCCUUACACCAAUAAGGAACAAGAGAAAUAUUAAAAGUACAACGAAUGACAAUACAGAGGAGGAAGCUCACAAAAUUAUGAAGAAACCUAAUGAAGAAUUAACUCAAAAAGAUGAAUUCACUAUUUAUGGAGAAUUGAUAGCUCAUAAAAUCCGAAACCUUAACACACUAAAUCGGCUAUUAGCUCAACAGCGCAUUAAUAAUAUACUCUUUGAUCUGGAAAUGCAACAAAUGACUACUUCAGCCACAGCGCAGAAUGUUAAUGCGAUAUUCAGUGAUACCAAGAUGCAUAAUGACUCACCGGCUAAGACAGAAAUAUUAGAUAUUUCUGAAUAGAUUUUAGUUAAAAAAUAUUAUUGUUG